AUGGUUCAUUUGGAGGAGAUCACCGACGACAAUGAAGAGCAAAAAGCGAGUCGAGCGUUCCACCACAAAGAACACGGGAAUAUCUGCUUUGGGAAGAAACAUUAUCAUGGAGCCAUCGUUGAGUACACUCGAUCACUCAACUACAAACAGGAUGCACUUGUUUACGGUAAUCGAGCACAGACAAACAUUAAUUUGAAGCGAUGGCAGAGUGCUCUAAUGGACUGCAAUCGGGCACUACAACUUGAUCCAAAGUUUACGAAAGGACUUUAUCGGAGAGCUCUCGUUUUGGAUGCACUUGGACUUCAUGAGAGUGCAGUGACCGAUUUGGAUCGUCUCAUCAAAAUGGCAGGCGAUGUAGCUGCAAAAACAUUGAAAGAGAAGAUCGGAAUGAAAAAAAAUGCACCCAAUGUUACGUUAAAGUGUGUUCCGAGAGGCGACGAAUUGAGAGCGGAUGAUGAGGAUUGGAUUACGGUAGAUUUCGAUGAAGUUGCAACAUUAAACACUAGCGAUAAGAUAAACACCACAGCAUCAACUUCAGCAUCACUUGAAAGAAAAACCGACGAAACGUUUGAGCCUCCAAAGAUUUUUGCCGAUUUUGAUUUUGCUUAUUCCAAACUUCAACAUUCUCCAUCAGCUUUCGCUCAUUAUUGCUUACAAAUUCCAAGGGAACGAGUCCGAUUUCUGCUUGAUUGUCUUUUCGAAGCUCGUCAUUUGAAACUGUCAUUACAUGGCUUUUUGAUCAUUGAAAGAGAAGUAUCAGCCGAUGAUUUGGCUUCAUUCUUUUCGCGACUUUCUUCCAUUAAUGGCGUUGAUUUAGCUACAAUGUUUCUGGAAGAUGAUGAAAAAGGAUAUCUCGAGGAGUUACUACAAAGACUGAAUCUACAAGAGAUUGCUGUGAAUUUCGGUUUAUCGCGUUCUCCUAUGGAGACCACUUACGGUGAAGCGAUAGACUUAAAGCUCUGGUAUUUGAAGUUAGCACGUGGUCUCAAGACGGUGCGAGUGGCUGGCUUUCGAGCGCUUGAUGAAAACAAUUUGCAGAAAUACAUAUCCAGUCCGAUUGUGGGAAGCCAGCAGAUCCGUAUUUUCCAGCACGACAUCGACUUUCACGAAAUUGCUGGA
Messenger RNA from Mesorhabditis belari, 1119 nucleotides. The record is from the annotation of a GenBank genome assembly. Lineage: Eukaryota; Metazoa; Nematoda; Chromadorea; Rhabditida; Rhabditidae.